AAACGCCAUCUAGUAUAAUAUAUUUGUGUACAGAAACAGAUGCCAGAUGCCAACCUGUCUGUGUUGUUGUUUUGGCUUGGAUUUUCUAGGAAGCUGAAAGGCAUUGUGGGAGAUUUAAGGGCCGUAGGAGUAUACUCAGCAGAGUCAGCCAAGUGCUAAUGCCUUAACUGUACACACACAACACACACACACAGGGAGGAGGAGAGAGAACAGCUUUAGUGAGGAUUUUCUCUGUAUUAACCCUGAGAGGGGACAGAGAGCCAGCUGGAGCACAAGGACGACAGACCUGACUGUCGUGUCAAGAUAGACAACAGUUUUAUUUUACACAAAGCCACGGUGCAACAUGGGCAUUGGUUGCAGCAGUGAGAGUAAAGUGAGAUGCAGAGCAGGCUGAAGUCGGUUUUCUCAAGCUAAUGACUUCAAAGACUGGCACCAAAAGAAAGAAAGAAAUGUGGAAAAAGAAAAGCAAAAGGAGAGUGACAAAAAAAAGUGUUAUGGGUUUUGCAUGAAGAUGUCAGCCUGAGAGAGCUUCACCACCAGCUGUCCAAAGACCACAGAACGGAGCAGAAUGGGACACCCUAAUGUGCCACUCACAUACAGUUACACGCGUUCCCACAGGAACAAACGCAGAUCCAGCCAACUGCAACCUUACACACCAAACGACAACCUGAACAAUGCAUUAGGUGCCAUCAGAGUCCUUGGUUUGGAACUGAUUGAGGAUGAACUUAAACCACAUCUGAACACAGUCCUGGCCACCAUUAAGGAGAAGAAGAAUGGCGCCGCUGAGCAGGUGGUGAUCAGUGGGAUUCUGCCAAUCCUGGCCCUGUCUCUGAGGAGCAGAGGGCCCCUCACUCUGCUGACUGCAAAACUAGUGGCUGAACUCGCCAAGGAAUCUGUGGUUCGUAAAGGUUUUGGUGACGCAGGCUUGGUUACAGCUCUGCUGUCGGUGCUGACCAGUACAGACCAAGAACUGCUUCUUCACGCUGUAAGGGCAAUCUCAAGAAUGUCUUACGACAGCUCUAAGCAGCAGGAACUGUUAUUGCGUCGAGGUGCAGUGCCUCGUCUCGUUGCCAUCCUGCUUCGUUUUCCAGGUAAGGAGCCCCUGGAGGAAAUGUGUCUUCAGGCCCUGUGUAACCUCAGUGGCAUGGCAGUGGCAGAAGAGGCAGGGAUGGUCUGGGAGAGGGGCGUGUCUGUGAGGCCGGGGGAGUCUGUGUUUCAUGGCGUCUCUCCUCACACCUGUGGUUUCGCCUCCUCUGUGACUCUCGUGCGUGUGUCUCAGUGGGCACCAGGUCAAUACGCGGUCAACAUCGAGGUUUUCCAGCGCUGCUCCUCCUCCUUCUGGAACCUUCAUGGGAACAAACGGACUGCUCGUUGGUUCCCAUUCUCCAGCGAGGGGAUUUGUUCAAAUCUGUUCAAGCUGAUCAAGUUCUCUACCAGGAACGUUCCUCGGACAAAAAGUCUGAAGACUCGCAUGUUUCCACACUUUUCUCUGACAGCUGAAAUACUGCAAACAUGGUGGCCUAACAUCAAUCAUACAAGACUGAGUGGUUAGUAUAACUGAUGAUUGAUAUGCACCUAUACAUCAUGGGAAUGUUUACACACAAUAAACCUGGACAUGCUCACUUGGAUUCCUGUUCCUGUUGACUUUCAGCUUUUUGUUGGCAUUCCUUGGCUCAGUUUGUAAGUUAGAAAAGGACUUGUCAACAAUGCACUUAAGGUAAAACAGUUCAUACCAGUUCAUUUCAACUGAUUCAGCCUAUUACGGAACUAUUCCACAUAGCACUGUUUGUUAAAAUGCUGUUCAUCAAUAAAAAAAUUAGAUCUCUAAACAUGAAAACCUUAAAAAUAAAUGCUAUGAUGAUGUCCUUGCUAAUGAUUUGUUCACAAGUGCUUGAAAUAAAUGUGAAUUUCUGUUCUAAGCAGCAAUAUCAAUAUACUUUAAAUAAUAAAAUGUCUUGACAUUUAA
This is a messenger RNA of Lates calcarifer (barramundi perch), 1966 nucleotides long. RefSeq lists its product as uncharacterized. Gene Ontology annotation, molecular function: guanyl-nucleotide exchange factor activity; protein binding. The record is from RefSeq and is a predicted model, not a curated record. Lineage: Eukaryota; Metazoa; Chordata; Actinopteri; Centropomidae. Gene Ontology annotation, biological process: positive regulation of GTPase activity. The transcript has 5 exons. Gene Ontology annotation, cellular component: cytosol. Bases 569 to 1552 code for a protein of 327 amino acids.